Onychomys torridus (southern grasshopper mouse) is the source of this 742-nucleotide messenger RNA. It is a transcript of the gene Smim1, whose product is annotated as small integral membrane protein 1 (Vel blood group). The record is from RefSeq and is a predicted model, not a curated record. NCBI's taxonomy places the organism in Eukaryota, Metazoa, Chordata, Mammalia, Rodentia, Cricetidae. The coding region runs from base 469 to 705 and encodes 78 amino acids. The transcript has 4 exons.
GCAGAAGGCCUGGAUAUCAUCGAGCCUUCUCUGAGCUUCAGCCUGACUCCGCGAGGCUGGGCAAGGACCUGGCGCCCUCUGCAGGCGUCUCCGGUAGCCCGCUCGAUUCUGCAGCUCCAGCAGCCAGGGGCGCGGGGGGCGGGGGGGCGUCUGCCCCUCCCCAUCGGGACUAGACUUCCCGGUUCACUGCCCCUUCCCAGCCUGGCCUCCCUCAUCUCGGUCCUGCCCCUCAGACCCCGCCCUCAACCUCGGGCCCCGCCCUCGUCACCCUGGGGGCUGGAGACGCGUCCCCGGCUUGCGCAGCGGCCCUGGCGAGGGGCGCAGGCUUGAGGCACCAACCCUACCUCACUUCCUGGCUUACCCUGCUGGGGGAAGGUGGGAUCCACUGAGCAGACCCUGACAGCCUUUCUGAGCUCCGGAGGCUUCAGCCCCCACCACGACUCGACUUUCCCACCUCAGGCCUGCAGCAUGCAGUCCCAGGAGAGUGGUGUCCAGUACAGCAGGUGGGACAGCAGCAGCCGGGAUGAGGUCAGCAUGACUGCCGGGUCCAGCACUGAGGAGGCCUCAUGCUAUAGGAGGAUCUCCCAGAAGCUGUGCUCGGGCAAGCUGGGGAUCGCCAUGAAGGUGCUGGGUGGAGUGGCCGUCUUCUGGAUCAUCUUCAUCUUGGGCUACAUCACUGGCUACUAUGUGCACAAGUGCAAAUAAAUGCUGCCACAUUCCCACCCCUGGGAAUUCCCUCCCA